GGUAUCUGUCUAAUCACUCUUUCUCCCACCCGAGCAGUGCUCAUUCAUUCAUUUGACCCUUUCUUUUGUCUCAACACCACCACCACCAUGAAGUUCACUUCUUCUCUGGCUCUGACAGCCCUUCUGGCUGCUCCCGCUCUGGCCGGUCCUCACGGCCACAAGAUCAGCGAAUCCCGCAACGACGGCUCCCAGGACAACUUCCCCGGAGCUCCCAGCGACAACCAAGGCUUCAACGGCCAAGCCCAGCCCAGCUUCGGCGGCUACCAGCCCCAGGGCCAGCAGACCCAAAGCCAAGCUCAACCCACCGCGCAGGCCAGCACCGCCAGCCAGGUCGCCCCGGCCGUGACCUCCAGCGCCAGCCACAGCAGCUCUUCCUCCUCUUCCUCGGACGACUACUACGUCAACGAGAACUGGGCCGGAGCCAUCCAAGAAACCUCCGGCACGGCCACCUUCAGCUACGUCGCCGCAACCUUCACCCUCCCCUCAGUGACCCCCACCGCCGCCUCCUCGGACGACACCCAGUCGGCCUCCUUCUGGGUCGGCAUUGACGGCGCCACGGGCCAGAACCAGAUCUGGCAGGCCGGUGUCGACAUCUACGUCGAAAACGGCGAGACCAGCUUCCUCGGCUGGUACGAAUGGUACCCGGCCGACACGGUCAGCUUCGACAUGGAUUUCAGCAUCGGCGAUGUGAUCGUCGCCAGUGUGGAGUCGACUUCCAGCAGCGAGGGCGUGGCUAUCCUGGAGAACUUGACCACGGGCAAGAACGUGACGGCCACGGCCUCGGCCCCGUCCACUUCGGCUACUCUGGUUGGUCAGACGGCUGAGUGGAUCCUUGAGGAUUUGAGUGUUGAUGGUGAUGGAUUGACUCUUAUUGACUUUGGUGAGGCGUACUUUACUGGUUGCGUUGCUAAGGCCGGCGGUAAGACUGUUAACUUGGAUGGUGCGGAGUUGUAUGCCGUUGAGGAUAGUACUAGUGAUCAUGUUCAGGCUGCUCCUACUAUUGUUAGUAACACGGAGUUGAAGGUUACUUAUGAGAGCUCUUAGUGCUUAGCUGCUUAGCUGCUUGGUGAUUGGUGAUUGGUGAUUAGUGUGGUGAGAUGUUCUCUUCGAUGUAUUUUAUCUUCUUGUGGAGGGUUUGUACAUAGUCAACUCAACCUGGAUGUUGAUUGUCAUAAUGGAG
Molecule: messenger RNA, 1180 nt
Organism: Aspergillus sclerotioniger CBS 115572
Lineage: Eukaryota; Fungi; Ascomycota; Eurotiomycetes; Eurotiales; Aspergillaceae
Product: A4/G1 family peptidase
Exons: 1
Coding region: 88-1044 (318 amino acids)
Biological process (GO): proteolysis
Molecular function (GO): glutamic-type endopeptidase activity
Source: RefSeq, a predicted model, not a curated record